AUGGAUAAGAGGAGAGUGGUAGCCGAGGCGGCCCUACUACCCCAGAUCCUUAGGCUGGAGGACCCGGGGCCCCAGGGCCUCCACAGUCGUAUCCAGUCGACUUGCCCCCCGAAGAAAGGCCAAUACUGGAUUCCAGGCCCCCUGGUGGACCGGAGAGGUCCAGAAUAA
Canariomyces notabilis is the source of this 168-nucleotide messenger RNA. RefSeq lists its product as uncharacterized. The transcript is spliced from 2 exons. NCBI's taxonomy places the organism in Eukaryota, Fungi, Ascomycota, Sordariomycetes, Sordariales, Chaetomiaceae. The record is from RefSeq and is a predicted model, not a curated record. Bases 1 to 168 code for a protein of 55 amino acids.